GGUGACGAUGGGCGGGCGAAGCACCCAGAAGCGGGAUAUCUUCUACCGUCUGGCAAAGUCAGAUGGCUAUCGAGCGAGGUCGGCGUACAAGUUGCUUCAUCUCGAUGAGGAAUUUGACCUCUUUCGAGGCGUCACUCGAUGUAUCGACCUCUGCGCUGCUCCCGGCAGCUGGUCACAAGUCCUGUCUGAUGCUCUGAUAGUCGGCAAAGAGCAAGAUGCCGUCAUUGUCGCGGUUGAUUUGCAGCCAAUGGCUGCUUUACCUGGCGUGGUCCAGCUCGUGGGCGACAUCACAAAGCUCGCAACGGCACAACGCAUCAUCGAAUAUUUCAAAGGAGAGAAAGCUCAGCUCGUCGUUUGUGACGGCGCACCAGAUGUCACGGGUUUACACGAUCUAGACGAAUUUAUGCAAUCGCGACUGUUGCUGGCCGCCCUCAAUAUCACUCUGCAUACUCUCGAACCUCGUGGCACUUUCAUCGCAAAGAUCUUCCGCGGCAAGGAUGUUACUCUGCUAUUCGAUCAGCUCGAAUGCUUGUUCGGCAAGGUAGAUUGCGCUAAGCCAAGAAGUUCGCGCGAUUCAUCAAUUGAGGCGUUCGUCGUCUGCCAAGACUUUCGGCCGCCAGCAGGUUUGUUGCUGGACCUAUCGUCACCGCUCCUCGACUUUGCGCACUCGCUCGCCGGCGAUAUCAGCACGGGCACGCCGAGCUCGCACCUCAUUGCGCCUUUUGUCGCCUGCGGCGAUCUUAGUGGCUUCGAUCAGCUUGAAGCGUCCCCCGCUCCAUCUGCGAAUGAGCAGGUAGUAGGCAACUCGCUUGCGCUGCCGGCGCAGAAUGAGCAUCUCGUUUCAAACGAUUCUGGCAAACCCGAGCGGAUUCGCGAGGGAAUGUGAUGCUCUGUUCCAACAACAUACACUUCUAUCGUGUCUCAGACGACUUCCACUCGUGCCCGUUCGACCAGAUUCUGCGCAGUGAGGUUGUACAGCGCAUCGAUCAGAUGGCCCGUGAAAGUCGAUGGACCGCCCGGCUGCUUUUCCAUGGCAAUCUCUGCGGCAACCUGUGCGACCGAUUCAGCGCAG
This is a messenger RNA of Mixia osmundae IAM 14324, 1072 nucleotides long. RefSeq lists its product as uncharacterized. The coding region runs from base 8 to 886 and encodes 292 amino acids. The record is from RefSeq and is a predicted model, not a curated record. Lineage: Eukaryota; Fungi; Basidiomycota; Mixiomycetes; Mixiales; Mixiaceae. Gene Ontology annotation, biological process: tRNA methylation; cytoplasmic translation. Gene Ontology annotation, molecular function: tRNA methyltransferase activity. Gene Ontology annotation, cellular component: cytoplasm. The transcript has 7 exons.